Molecule: messenger RNA, 3027 nt
Organism: Saccharomyces kudriavzevii IFO 1802
Lineage: Eukaryota; Fungi; Ascomycota; Saccharomycetes; Saccharomycetales; Saccharomycetaceae
Gene: CCC2
Product: Cu(2+)-transporting P-type ATPase CCC2
Exons: 1
Coding region: 1-3027 (1008 amino acids)
Biological process (GO): monoatomic cation transport; copper ion homeostasis
Cellular component (GO): membrane
Molecular function (GO): P-type divalent copper transporter activity; ATP hydrolysis activity; copper ion binding
Source: RefSeq, a predicted model, not a curated record
AUGAGAGAGGUAAUACUGGCUGUACAUGGAAUGACAUGUAGCGCUUGUGUUAAUACUCUUUCUACGCAGUUACGGGCUUUAUCAGGCGUAACGAAGUGUGACAUUAGCUUAGUGACUAAUGAAUGUCAGGUGGCAUACGGUAACGGAGUGACCACAGAUUCCAUCAGAGAGACGAUAGAGGACUGUGGGUUCGACUGCGAGGUGCUGCGGGACACGGAUAUCAUGACUGCGACUACGAAUGAAGGUUUACUGAGUGUACAGGGCAUGACGUGCGGGUCUUGCGUCUCUACAGUUACUAAACAAGUGGAAAGGAUCGAGGGUGUAGAAUCUGUGGUGGUCUCGUUAGUCACGGAAGAAUGCCAUGUCCUAUAUGACCCAUCCAAAACAACACUGGAAACCGUCAGAGAAACGAUUGAAGACUGUGGGUUUGAUUCUAGUAUUAUAAUAGAUGAUGUUGGAACGGCUGACAUAACUGAAAAAACCGUGGUCCUGAAAAUAACUAAGGAUCCUCAUAAUGUUGAGUCUCCGCUCGUACUUUCGUCGUUGAAUGAAAGGCUUCAAUAUCUAUUAGACCUAGGUGUCAGAUCAAUGGAAAUAUCCGAUGAAUUGCAUACAAUCACCCUUAAGUAUAAUAUCAACGAAAUCGGCAUUAGGGACUUGCUAGGUCACCUUAGAACUACUGGCUACGUAUUUACUGUGUUUUCUAAUUUAGAUAGUAUUACCCAAUUAAGACUACUAUCAAAAGAGGACGAAAUAAGAUUCUGGAAGAGAAACUCCAUAACCUCAACUUUUCUAGCCAUUACAUGCAUGUUAUUAUAUAUGAUUGUCCCCAUGAUGGCGCCAACACUUCUUCAGAACCACAUUUUCCCCUACAAGGAAACGUCAUUCAUUAAAGGUCUGUUUUAUAGAGAUAUUUUCGGCGUAAUAUUGGCAAGCUAUAUUCAGUUUGGCAUCGGGUCAUACUUCUAUAAAGCGGCAUGGUCCUCAUUCAAACACGGUUCAGGGACCAUGGAUACACUUGUUUGCGUCUCCACCACUUGUGCAUACACAUUUUCUGUGUUCUCUCUAGCGCAUAGUUUUCUCCAUCCCUCAGAUACAGGUAAAUUGCCAAGGAUUGUUUUCGAUACGUCAGCCAUGAUUAUUUCAUAUAUUUCUAUUGGGAAGUACCUAGAAACUUUAGCCAAAUCUCAAACAUCAACGGCACUUUCUAAGCUAAUCCAGUUAACCCCUUCUGUGUGUUCAAUUGUGUCUGAUGUAAACUUAAGCGAAACCACAGAAAUUCCUAUAGAAUUACUGCAAAUAAACGAUACAGUGGAGGUAAAACCGGGAAUGAAAAUUCCAGCAGAUGGCGUCAUUACAAGGGGGGAAUCUGAAAUCGACGAAUCCUUAGUGACUGGCGAGUCCAUUCUGGUACACAAGAACGAAGGUUCAUCGGUUAUUGCAGGUUCUAUUAAUGGAUCCGGUCAUUUCUAUUUCGAAGCCACGACGGUUGGAGAGGACACCAAGUUAGCAAAUAUUAUCAAGGUAAUGAAACAGGCGCAGUUAAGUAAGGCCCCUAUUCAGGGGUAUGCAGACUACUUGGCUUCUAUUUUCGUUCCAGUGAUUUUAAUCUUGGCGUUAUUAACUUUCUUCAUUUGGUGUGUCAUUCUGGGAACAUCAGCUAAUCCGCCCAUCGUUUUCAGCUCAAAUACCAAAGCCGAUAAUUUCUUUAUCUGCAUGCAAACUGCUACAUCUGUUGUUAUCGUUGCGUGCCCGUGUGCAUUGGGGCUUGCCACGCCGACUGCUAUAAUGGUAGGUACAGGAGUCGCAGCUCAGAAUGGAGUCUUAAUAAAAGGCGGAGAAGUAUUGGAAAAAUUUAACAGCAUAACCACUUUUGUUUUUGAUAAAACAGGAACUUUAACUACAGGCUUUAUGGUUGUAAGGAAGUUUCUCAAAGAUUUGAGUGGAGUUGAGAAAUUAGAUGAAGACGAAGUGUUCGCCUGUAUUAAAGCAACAGAAUCCAUUAGUGACCAUCCAGUUUCAAAGGCCAUAUACCGCUACUGUGAAAGUUUUCAUCGUAAGAAAGCUUUCAACGUCGUUCUCUUAGACAGCGAAUAUGUGAUUGGAAAGGGAAUUAUAUCAAAAUGUGAAGUGAAUGGAAACACUUAUGACAUUCUUAUUGGUAAUGAGACAUUAAUUCCCGAAGAAAUUUUAAAGAAAUCCAAAAUUAAUCACAACGAUUUGGACCAAGGAAAUACAGUUUCGUAUAUCUGCGUUAAUACUUACGUGUUCGGUCUAUUUGAGAUUAAUGAUGAAGUCAGACAUGACUCUUAUGAAACAGUACAAUAUCUGCAAAGAAACGGCUAUGAAACCUAUAUGAUAACUGGUGAUAAUUCUUCAGCUGCAAAGAGAGUGGCUGAAGAGGUAGGUAUAAGUCUUCAAAAUGUUUAUAGCAAUGUUUCACCUACGGGCAAGUGUGAUCUCGUGAAAAAAAUACAAGAAGAAGAAGGAAAAAGUAAAGUUGCUGUUGUUGGUGAUGGGAUUAACGACGCACCUGCCUUGGCACUAAGUGACCUUGGUAUCGCAAUUUCUACCGGUACAGAAAUUGCCAUUGAAGCGGCCGACAUCGUUAUACUGUGCGAUAACGAUUCAAGUACUGAUGGAUUGAGAGGGCUUGUUAAUGCCAUUGAUAUUUCACUCAAAACAUUUAAAAGAAUUAAGCUGAAUCUAUUUUGGGCACUCUGCUACAAUGUAUUCAUGAUUCCAAUAGCAAUGGGAGUGCUGAUUCCCUGGGGUGUAACACUUCAUCCAAUGCUUGCCGGUUUGGCGAUGGCGUUUAGUUCAGUCAGUGUCGUACUCAGUUCAUUGAGGUUGAAGAAGUGGUCUCCCCCGGAUUUUAAAUCUCAUGGAACUUUAGAUUCUAAAUCUAAAUUCUCGAUUGCGAAUUUCUGGUCAAGACUUUUCUCUGGUCGGGCUGCUCCAAGUAGGCAAGACAUGGAAUCACAGGCUGGGUUGAUGUCGAAUGAAGAAAGUUUCGUAAGUAAUUGA